UCCUUGAACCCGUCUGCCAAGCUACCCUACUUCCAGAGCGCGCCAUCGUGAGAAGCCUCGAUGUCCAGCUACCCUGGAGAAAGUGCGCAUACUUGGUCGCAUCAGCCCUCGUUCAGCUACCAUAGGCCUGAUAUCUCACUUUACCCUCAUCAGACCCACCCAAGUACCGGAUUACAGCCCUUCCACAGUGCAUAUGGCAAUGGCGGAAUCCCCAAUUGGCAAGGCAAUGAACACGACAUUCAAGUUGGGGCAGCACUCGCAACACAUUCAACAACCCUUCCAUAUCCUCGAGCCAUUCAUCGUGAGAGUUCUUGGGACAGAUACCAGCAUCCUCCGGCAGCGUUUCCUGUACAUCCGUAUGACAACGCAACGACCUCGAGCCCCGUGAUGAUGCCCCCAAAAACCUCUCAAUAUGGGCAACGAAGCCAAUUCCAGGAUUAUGAGACCCACAACCACACUGCAAGCACGGAUGGUUCGUGGCACUACCAUGCUGGUGGACCACAAGGUGUCUUUGCCUCACAUGGCUCAUCUGAUACCCCCGCAGCACCCUUGUCCACGUUACCACCGAGCGCGACGGGACCGCUGGUGGACGGUCGUCAUCAAUCACCAUACUACUCCGACGGCAUGGACAGGCACCCAGUAAGAGACUUCGACCAGAUUCACAAAACCUCAGCUUACUCUUUCCAUAAUGCCCAUCAGACUCGGCAGGAGGUCGACUGUGGGGAUGGCGACGACGAUCUCCAAGCACUCGACUUCUGUGACCCGCCACCAGGCUCCGUUAUGCAACGAAGAAUCCAGGCAAUGACUGCAAACAUCGAUGAAGAUGACACGCUACAGUCCAAUCAGCUCAUCGUGGUCUCCCAGUUCUUUCGUAACGGGAAGGAAGAAGUUUAUCUGGCAAAUAUCAAGAACAAGACAGACGGAGAGAUACUCAAGGAAGAUCCCAUGUUUGCAGAUAUUCCCCAAGAUGGAGAGGUAACCACCUUCGAAGAAUUGGACAUACGCAAGCAGACACUGCUAUCGAGCAUGGCAUUCGACACUGUCGACAAUUAUCUACAAAGCUCUACCGACGCCGAAGUUGACCAUCCUGGGCGAAAUGCAGAUCACAGAGCCUUGUCCGUGGAGCAAGAGCAUCGUCUUGCCGCACUUGGAGUUACAGGUCCCCCAAAGCCAGUCCAGGCUUACGAUCCUAGCACGACGGAAGCGCCUAGUCCGCCUCUGUACGACUUGCGACCGGUCAAUGACACCUAUCGAGAACAGAUGCAUCCGACAGAGCCUCAGCAGACAAAAUUUGAUUCCCAACGUGUGAACCCCUCCAACAACGACAGUAGAAAGCAGAACAACAACAAUCAAGGCUCCAAGAACAAGAAAAACAAGGACAAGAAAAAGCGCCAGAACCAGCAACACAAGCAGCAAGGACGUACCCAGGCUCGAUAUCGAGGUCGUUCUCCUAGCACGUUGAGCAGCCAACACUAUGAUCCUAGGCACGAUCAUGCCGGGCCACCAUCGUCAGGACACUCUCAGCAGAGGAGUAAUGAGCAGGGCCGAAAGCGAGCAUACGAGGAACCACGACAGUAUGUGCGCAGUGGUGACGGUGGGACACCUGGGAAGCGGCGCAAGAAUUGA
Exophiala viscosa is the source of this 1626-nucleotide messenger RNA. RefSeq lists its product as uncharacterized. The record is from RefSeq and is a predicted model, not a curated record. Bases 61 to 1626 code for a protein of 521 amino acids. The transcript is spliced from 2 exons. NCBI's taxonomy places the organism in Eukaryota, Fungi, Ascomycota, Eurotiomycetes, Chaetothyriales, Herpotrichiellaceae.